Plodia interpunctella (Indianmeal moth) is the source of this 1147-nucleotide messenger RNA. RefSeq lists its product as uncharacterized. Gene Ontology annotation, cellular component: endosome. The record is from RefSeq and is a predicted model, not a curated record. NCBI's taxonomy places the organism in Eukaryota, Metazoa, Arthropoda, Insecta, Lepidoptera, Pyralidae. The coding region runs from base 143 to 1072 and encodes 309 amino acids. The transcript has 7 exons. Gene Ontology annotation, biological process: intracellular protein transport.
CGGAUGACGGACAUAAAUAAAUAAACAACAAUCACAACUUUGUCAGUUUGUCUACUUUUACUCUUUUCUUGUGCUGUGUGUAAUCAAUCGUCAGUUCAACGAAGAAAAGUGAAUUUUCUUUCUAUUCUACGUGUUAACUAUAAUGUCAACAAACUUAUCAAUAGUCUUAAAGAGAGCGAGUAAAGUUUAUCAUGAGGGCGAGACGAUUGCUGGCGUGGCCGUGGUAGAGAGCAGCGGCGAUGUGCGGCACGAAGGUCUAACAUUGCUGGUGGAGGGAUGCGUCAAUUUGCAGCUCAGCACUAAGAAUGUCGGGAUCUUUGAAGCCUUCUCAAACAGUAUAAAGCCUCUAAAUUUAUUAUACACAACAAUAGAGCUUGCACCACCAGGGAAAAUUCCCGUAGGCACCACUGAGAUCCCAUUUGAGAUCCCCUUGCGGGCUCGCCAGGCUGUGUCUCCGGGGUAUCCGGGGCUGUUGGAGACGUACCAUGGAGUGUUUGUGAACGUCAUGUACACUAUCAAGUGCAGUAUGAAACGGUCUUUCUUGAAUAAGCCACUUAAUGCCAGUUGUCAGUUCUUUGUACAAUACAGACAGCAAGAAGCUCCACCGCUGAAGCCAGUACGCUGCGAGAUCAACCCGGCCACCAUCCGAGCGUCGGCCACCGCCACCAGCGCGGGUCGCGUCGCGAUGCCGCAGUUCCAGGUCUAUGCAGAGAUCUGUUCUACAGUGUGCCCACUGGACCAACCAAUCACUGGCAAGAUUCGUGUGGACGAAUGCAGUGUUCCAAUCAAGUCCAUUGAGUUGCAGCUGGUGCGUGUUGAGACAUGCGGCUGCGCAGAGGGGUACUCCCGGGACGCGACCGAGAUCCAGAACAUCCAGAUCGGGGACGGCGACGUGCGGCGCGGGCGCGACGUGCCGCUGCACAUGGUGCUGCCGCGGCUGUUCACGUGCCCCACCACCACCACGCUCAACUUCAAGAUAGAGUUCGAGUUGAACAUUGCUGUGAUAUUCGAAGACGACUACCUUGUCACUGAAAACUUUCCAAUACUGCUGUUGAGAAGCAAAUCUAUUUAAGAUUUUUAAAAUUAAUUUAGUAAAUUAUGUGUAAAUAUAUUAUUAUGUACGUAUUAUUAAAGUUAAUGCCAAAUA